CACACAGAUAGUCUGUAAAACACACAUGAGAGACAGAGAAGGAUAGAAUCAGCCUCGGACGGAGACCAUCAUCUUCUGCAUGCUCGGCUGCUGCUGCCGCUGCUGAUGUGUGUGUGUGGGUGUGUUAGUUCCCUUGGAUGAGCACACACACGGCUGAGGAUGCAGCUGGGAGCAUGAGUUCUGACCGAGAGGAGUAUGACACGGUCUGUCAGAAAGCUGUGACCCUAAUUGUUGACCUUUGCCUGCACAACAGCUCGCUGCUGGACCCAGACACCUGUCAGGAUUACCUCUUCCUGCUGUCCAGCCACAGCUCUGACCGCAAACAACUGGGCUCUUCUUUCGGCCUCCUGCUCGGCGUCUUUCUGUUCUGCGGCCUGGCUCUUCUGGGCCUUCUUACAUUCGUCUCCUGGAAGCUGUGCCGUGUGCCUCUGCAGACGAAGGCCCAUCUCUCCAGCCCCUCCCUCACGCUGACCUGCGACCCCGAGAUCUGCCCGCUUCAGCCGACCAUCCUGCUGCCCAGCCCCCUGCAGUCACCGGUCACCAUGGCGACAGAGAAGGUGAAGGACCCCAUGGGCUCGAUGGGUUUCCUGGAGGCGGCGGUGAAGAUCAGCCACACGUCGCCCGACAUCCCCGCCGAGGUGCAGCUCUCCAUGAGGGAGCACUUCCUGCGCCGCACCACGCGCAUGCAGAGGCAGGCCACCGAGCCCGCCUCCUCCACUCGGCACAAUUCAUUCAAAAGACACCUUCCCAGGCAGAUGCAGGUAGGUAGUCUAGAUCUGGGGUACGACUACACGCCGGACAAUGACGAUAGGCCCACAAGCAUUGGUCGCAUCCAGCCAGAACUCUACCAACAGAAGACCCUGGAGUCUGAGGAUUCGUCCAAGAACGGCAGCAGCAAAAACUGUGGCAGGAUUAACUUCUCUCUCAAGUACGACUACGAAAACGAGGCGCUCAUAGUCAACAUCAUCAAGGCGUCAGACCUCCCUGCCAAGGACUUAUGUGGGACGUCUGACCCUUAUGUGAAGGUGUACCUGCUGCCCGACCGCAAGAAGUUCCAGACUCGCGUCCACCGGAAGAUGCUCAACCCCAUAUUCAACGAGAGCUUCCAGUUUCCUGUGCCUUACGACGAGCUGGCGAUCAGGAAGCUCCACAUGAGCGUCUUUGACUUUGACCGCUUUUCACGGCACGAUAUGAUCGGCGAGGUGGAGCUGGACAACUUGUUUGAGACAUCAGACCUCUCCAGGGAAACGAACAUAUGGAGGGACAUCCAAUACGCCAGCACGGAAAGUGUUGACCUUGGGGAGGUCAUGUUCUCCCUCUGCUACCUUCCCACUGCCGGCAGACUCACCCUCACUGUCAUCAAGUGCAGGAACCUGAAGGCCAUGGACAUCACCGGAUACUCAGAUCCUUACGUCAAAGUGUCGCUCGUAUGUGACGGGAGGCGUUUGAAAAAGAAGAAGACGAGCAUAAAGAAGAACACUCUGAAUCCCACCUACAACGAGGCCAUCAUCUUUGACAUCCCGCCGGACAGCAUGGACCACGUCAGCCUACACAUCUCCGUCAUGGACUACGACUUGGUAGGUCAUAAUGAGAUCAUUGGUGUGAUGAGGCUUGGAUGCCAUGCUGAGGGUCUUGGAAGGGACCACUGGAACGAGAUGCUGGCGUAUCCACGGAAGCCCAUUGCACACUGGCACCCCCUGCUGGAGUCCAAGAAGUCUGAGAAAGAGUGGAAGGCGAGGACAGCCAGCUUCGACAGCCAAGGCUCCUGCCCCUCCCCCCGGCCCCCUGCUAGCCCCUGAGCAGAGCCACCUGUGACCCAGAAGGGGGUUUCCUCCCUCCUGCUGAUCCACUUCCUGUCUGUCUGAUGGAGGAGAAACACAACCCCACUGUCUCUCCCUCUCUCUCCCUGUCUCACUGUCCCUCCCUCCCUCAAGUAUAGAACGCUCCCGAUAACUGAUAUCGGGUCAGAUAGUUGUGUGAAGCGCAGUCUUUAAGGGGUUUGAAAUUGUGGGUGUUGUGAUGAGUUCCCCCUCAAUGGCUGGACAUCCGGUCUGCAGACCUUUCAUAUCUGAGCUGAGGUGAACAAAUCUCAGUGUCCUCACACGGAGACUCUCCAGGCGCUGAAGAUUCAGUUAUGUGGUGCAGAGACUCUUGGAUAGAGAAGCCAGAGAUCGGAUAUUGCUCCACGAGAGCAGUUUCAGGACACGGUAGAAAAAGAGACUUUAAACCGGAUAUGAAGCAAUUUCCGAAGCCAUUCGUCUCUCAUUGAAUUCACAGUGCUGCAUAGCAUAUAGAUGACUGUAGCAUUUUUGGCACUAUUAGAUGUAAAAACCAUUAAGCUCCAUUCAUCGUUAUGGUUUGUGAAUAGCAAAACUGACAGUAAUUUCAAAGCCCCUGCUGAGUUCUUCCAGUUUCGAUAAUGACAUAAGCAAUUUCCUGAUCCGUAGUUCGUUAGGGAGAGAUGGGACCAGGCUGCAACUAAAAUAUUCUCAAUUUGCUAAUUUAGUGUGUUUUCAUUAGCAGAAAAUACGAGAAGUUGUAUGUAACAAAAUAAUAAUUGGAUUUUAUUUUCCUCACACAACAGCACAUUGGCACACAAAUUGGCUGCAGUGUUAUAUAACUGAUUUAUAUUCUGAUUAUCAUAGUUUUUCUAAGCAGAAAGCAGGUUUAAAUAACCUGACGAAGGUACAAAUAACUACAUUCAGACACUAAAUACCAAAAAAUACAAUACAAAUGUUACCAAAAACUGGAUUUUUUUCAACUGACGCUAUUAACAAAAAUCGCCUGUUGAGUUCUUCCUUUUCAAUAAUGACAUCAUUUCCUGAUCCGCAGUCGUUUAGGGAAGAUGGGAUCAGGCUGCACCAAAAAUAUUCUAAAUGUGCACAUUUUGUGUGUUUUCAGUAGUCAAGAAGAUGUAUCUAAAAAAUAAGAAAUGACUGGAUGUUUUUUUCCUUAUACAAGCCAAAUUGGUUGCAGUGGUAUAACCCAUUUCAAUUCUGAAACAACACAUUUUAGAAACAAAAAGCAGGUUUAAAUGACCUGACAAAGGCACAAGCUUAAUUAACACACUAAAAACCAACACAAUUAAAUAAUAAUGUUACCUGAAACACAGAUUGUGGUCGAUGGAGGUUUCUGUAAACAGGAAGUGAGCACACUUUACACUCCCUUACCUUCCUCUCUGUUCGAUGUUUGCUUUUGAGCGAUCUCACCUUCUUCUUCUUCCAGAUGAAAACUCAACCGCUCAUGUUUUCCUUCAGACACUCACUGUUCAAAAGCACUUCUUCGUCUCCUCCUGUUCUUUUUCUCUGAACAGGUUUUGGUGAUUGUGUAUAUUUUCAUGUACAGCCGUCCGCCGUUUCCUGUAUGUAUGUUUUGUUAUUCUAAGCAGCAAAACCAGAGAAGAUAUAAAUAUACGUAAAGCGUAUUUAAAAGUAACAUUUGAAUAUAUGUAGCUUUGUUGGUUGUGAUGAUUGAGAAAGCAUAAACAAUUGUGAACAUAUUCGUCUUUUGAACUUAGAAACAUGCAACUUUCUUGAUGUCAUUAAUCAUACUGUUGUUCAAGGAGAACGUGUUUGAAUUCGACAUCCAGAUGCUUGAUCUGCAGCAUGUGAUUAUUAUUUUUGAAGAUAUUUGAUCUGAUUUAGGAAAGAUUACUGCAGCACCGCUGUCAUAUCAGGUGGCUUUGCACCAGUUCAUUCCUUUAAUAAAUCCCUAGAUAUUAUGUUGUCUCUUGAAUAUGUACGGUGGCUGACAGGCAACCAUCUUACAACGGCCCAAAACACUUCAAUAAGGAAAAACGUGCUGCAUUUUCAAAAGCGAUGCAAAUAAAAAAACACAUAAGUGCCAAAACACAUGCAAAUGAAGAAACAUCUUCACCAACUUGACAACAUUAAGAAAGCAUUCACCAACUUAACGAAACAUGCACAUUAACGAAGCGCUGCAACUAACAAAAUGCUGCAAGAAGCUCAAUACAAAACAGAAACAGAGACACUAAAAAGUGACGCUCAUACAGCUGGGACCGGAGCACUUUUUGACAUUUGGCGAUUAUGAAGUUAGCCAACUGUGAAUGUAUGUUUUAUCAGCACAUUUUAACAAUGUGAUCGGAUGAGCCCUUCCGAUAUUAUUGCAGAUCUGCAACUAAGAUAAGAUAAAAUAGACUUGUAUUAAUCCCAUGGGGAAAUUGUUUCUCUGCAUUUGACCCAUCCUAGUGUUAGGAGCAGUGUGCUGCCAUUUUGAACGGCGCCCGGGGAGCAGUGUAGGGAACGGUGCCUUGCUAAGGGACACCUCGGUAGCACUUGGUCUUGCCGGGACUUUAACUGGUGACCUUCCAGUUGCCAAGCCAAGUCCCUAUCGACUUCGCCACCACCGCCCCUAGCUAGCUAAUGUAGCUAAUCUAGUAAUUUCAAAUUAUAUUAUGACAAAACACCUGAGAUUAUGAAACAGACUAACUCUACCAUCAGUGACAGUUGACCAACUUUAUAAUCCCCGAACGUCAACAACAAGCUCUGGUCCCAGCUGUGUGUGUCACUUUUUAGUGUCCCCGUUUCCUUAUUAUGUUUAGCUUCUUGCGUGUUUUUGGCCAUUAGGCGCGUUCACACCGGAGUACUUUUCCCACUUUAGUUCCGAUAUAGUUCCGAAAUGUCGCGUUCACACCAAAAAGAGCCGGAACUAAAAUGAGUUAAUGAGAACCUU
Gymnodraco acuticeps is the source of this 4692-nucleotide messenger RNA. It is a transcript of the gene syt6a, whose product is annotated as synaptotagmin VIa. The transcript is spliced from 7 exons. Bases 138 to 1799 code for a protein of 553 amino acids. The record is from RefSeq and is a predicted model, not a curated record. Gene Ontology annotation, cellular component: membrane. Gene Ontology annotation, molecular function: syntaxin binding; calcium-dependent phospholipid binding; clathrin binding. Gene Ontology annotation, biological process: regulation of dopamine secretion; calcium-ion regulated exocytosis; regulation of calcium ion-dependent exocytosis. NCBI's taxonomy places the organism in Eukaryota, Metazoa, Chordata, Actinopteri, Perciformes, Bathydraconidae.